AUGCGGUCGCAAAGCGAACAAAACCACCGCACACCAAUGCGUUCAAAGUGUAAGAAACGAUAUGGAUUUUGAAGAGGAAACGUUGCUUCUCGCCAUGUUAAUUGACGAAGAUGGUGAACCUCAAAAAAAGAAACGAAGAAUUUGGAUUCACGAUAUUAACUUAACUCGUGAAAUUCAAGGAGAAUUUCACACAUUAUAUCACGAACUAAGAGAGGACGAACAGCGCUUUUUAAUAUAUUUCAGGAUGACUGUAGAAUGUUUCGAUGAAAUAUUAGAUCUCAUAAAAGAGGACAUAACAAAACAGUUUACUCAUUACAGAGAACCUAUAGGACCAGCUGAACGACUAGCUGUAACACUUAGAUAUCUUGCAACUGGAGAUUCAUGUAAAACUAUUGGCCAUAGUUUUAGAAUGGGAUUUCGAACAGUGAGCGCCAUAGUUUUUGAGGUUUGUACUGCGCUUUGGAACCAUAUGCAACCCUUAUACAUGCCUGAACCAACUGAAGAAAUAUGGGAAAAAAGUAUAAAUGGUUUCUACGAAAAAUGGCAAUUUCCAAACUGUUUAGGAAGCAUUGACGGAAAGCAUAUUACCAUAAAAUGUCCGGAUAAAACUGGAUCUAAUUACUUUUGUUAUUUGCAAAAGUUUUCUUUCGUUUUACUAGCUAUCGUAGAUUAUGAUUACAAAUUUAUCUGUUUGGAUGUUGGAGNCAAAUUGAUUUGA
Molecule: messenger RNA, 718 nt
Organism: Leptinotarsa decemlineata (Colorado potato beetle)
Lineage: Eukaryota; Metazoa; Arthropoda; Insecta; Coleoptera; Chrysomelidae
Source: RefSeq, a predicted model, not a curated record